GUCUCUCUCUAAGCUGGAAAAGGUAUUUUCUUCAAAUAUACUCAGAUUUGAAUACUUGUCUACUAUAACAGCCAUGUCCCCUAAAACCUACAACGUGGAAACCCUGUUGGUGUACUCGCCAAGCGGCGACCAAUACAACGCCUCCGUUGCGCCGUUGUACCAGUCCGCCACUUUUAAACAGCCAUCCUUGACCAAUAUGGGCGAAUAUGACUACACCAGAUCCGGAAACCCAACUAGAACGGUCCUCCAGAACCACCUCGCGAAAAUCAUGAAGGCAGAGCAGGUGUACGCCGUGACCAGCGGAAUGGGUGCCGGCGACGUCAUCACCAGAUUGUUGAGUCCCGGCGAUGAAGUAAUUGCUGGCGAUGACUUAUACGGCGGCACGCACCGCUUGUUGACGUCGUUGAACAAGAGCGGCCAUCUCAAGGUGCACCACCACGACACCACUGACACGGAGUUGAUCAAAUCGAAGAUCAACACCAACAUCAAGAUGAUCUUUUUGGAGUCACCAACCAACCCGUUGAUCAAGGUCAUCGACAUCAGGGCUAUCACUGAGCACGCCCACCGGGUUGCCCCAGACUGCUUGGUUGUCUUUGAUAACACCAUGAUGUCGCCAGUCAACAUGACCCCCUUGGACUUGGGCGUCGAUAUCCAGUACGAGUCUGCCACCAAGUACUUGAACGGGCACCACGACAUCAUGGCCGGAGUUAUUGCCGUGCGCAACCCAAAGUUGGCUGAGAGAAUAUACUUUGUCAUCAAUUCCACCGGCUGCGGCUUGUCCCCAUUCGAUUGCUGGUUGUUGUCGCGUGGCUUGAGAACCCUUGCUCUUAGGGUCGAGAGACAGCAGGAGAACGCAGUCAAAAUCGCCACCUGGUUGGAGGAUAUCGGCUUUGCGGUCAGGUACCCGGGCUUGAAGUCCCAUCCGCAGUACGACUUGCACAAGUCAUUGUGCAAGGGAUCCGGUGGAGUGCUUUCGUUUGAAACCGGCUCGACCAAGUUGAGCGCGGGUAUCUGCGAGUCAACCGAAAUCUUUGGGAUUGCCGUUUCCUUUGGUUGUGUCAACUCCUUGAUCUCCAUGCCGUGCAUGAUGUCGCAUGCCUCUAUCGAUGCCCAGACCAGAGCCGAGAGACAGUUCCCAGAGGACUUGAUCAGAUUGUGCGUGGGGAUCGAAAACAUCAGUGACCUCUUGGACGAUUUGAAGACCGCUUUAGUAAAGGCUGGCGCGAUCAAGCAGGUUGGUGAGAAAUAUAUCAGAAUCACUUCCGCGAAGUUGUAGCACCGACCCACUAUAUUCCCACUUUUCCAUUUAUUUCCAUUUCCAUUUUAUCCUUCGAUUCUUUAUGACGCAUAUCUGUCGCAUAUGUUUUUGUUUUUGCCGUUAUUAGUUUCCUCUAAAAACUUAAAAGCGGAUUUACAUGAUGAAUGUUUUGCAUAUGUUUUUGUUUUUGUUGCUAUUAGUUUUCCAAACUUAAAAGCAAACGGUCCUGGAUAGAAAGAAAGUUGCUUUGUUACGUCGUCA
Messenger RNA from Babjeviella inositovora NRRL Y-12698, 1519 nucleotides. RefSeq names its product cystathionine beta-lyase. Gene Ontology annotation, cellular component: cytoplasm. The record is from RefSeq and is a predicted model, not a curated record. Gene Ontology annotation, molecular function: pyridoxal phosphate binding. The transcript has a single exon. Gene Ontology annotation, biological process: transsulfuration; 'de novo' L-methionine biosynthetic process. NCBI's taxonomy places the organism in Eukaryota, Fungi, Ascomycota, Pichiomycetes, Serinales. The coding region runs from base 74 to 1276 and encodes 400 amino acids.